Cyphellophora attinorum is the source of this 1506-nucleotide messenger RNA. RefSeq lists its product as uncharacterized. The transcript has a single exon. Lineage: Eukaryota; Fungi; Ascomycota; Eurotiomycetes; Chaetothyriales; Cyphellophoraceae. The record is from RefSeq and is a predicted model, not a curated record. Bases 1 to 1506 code for a protein of 501 amino acids.
AUGUCCGCUCCAUCCCGCGACGAGGUUGAGGGCGAGCUACAUCUCCUGCAGCAAGUGCUGCAACAGUGCUCGACAAAUGUGCUUUCUGUCCUGGAGCUCAACAUCGAAUGGCCGUUACACUGUUCCGCAAUAGCCAUGGACGGCCAACGGUGUGGAAAUCCUAUCAGCAAGGAAUGCGUGGUGAGAGCUAGCGAAAUCCUUCGUUGCCUCUGCGCCUUCGAGGCCGGUGAAAUUGUCGACCAGCCAGAACUUGUCGAUCUUGCAGCGAUGCUGCUCUGCACGCAUCAUCACCGAACCAAGAUGGUCAAGACUCCUAAUGGCGAGGUCCGGAGAGAAGGGCUUGAGCAAGAGCUGGUCAGAAAUUUCAAGAGAAGACUCUGGCGUCAUAUUGAGACACAAUUAGAACAAACACGAGCCGAGAAUCCAGUCGUCAGAGUUGAGGAGGACGACGAGUCGCCUAGCAAGAUGCCGGUAUCAUUCCAACGUACCAUGGUUGCUGGCCGAGUCGGUGGUAUCCCUAACAUUGGCGACAAGUACGACAUCACCUAUCCCGGCAGGGGCUCGUUCGUGCCCCGGUAUACGCCCAAAGUCAAGCAGAAGCAGUCUGACUCCCAGCACGGUGCGACAACGAACGGGACUGUUGUGGAUUCCGGAGCCAUCAGCACGAACACGACGUCGUCGCUCGUAGGCGAGCAGCAUGCCAUGACGGGAGAGCUUAGACAGUGGCCAGUUGGCGAGUCUGCUGUAACGGACGACGCUUCUAUCGUUUGCGCUAACGAGGUCACCGAAGAAGCCCUCGAACUCAACAACCGCGUCGGGGAGAUUGCUCAGUCUGACAAGGUUCGGGGCGCCUCUGUGUUAUCCAGCAAUCCAGGAGCAGCAAGCCAGUCAGCCGGUCCAGCCUUAGGUCAGAAUAACGAAGACCAAACGGCACUGAGGACGUCUUUCCCGAAUCCACCCACCGAGAAUAUCUUCAUACGAUACGGUGUCCAGAAUCCGUCCGCGGCAGCUGAUGAACGUCAGACCAUAGCCUCGGAUCCAAGAUCAGAAAUUGCCCCAGUAACACCGCCAUCGCCGAACGGCUCUCCUCGAAGACGUCAAGUUCAGUUCUCAAUCCCAGCGCCAUCGCCAGAAGUUUACCCUCGAGAGCGCCAGAUUAGCAACCUUGCUUCGGCUCGUAAAGGAUCAACAUCGCGCACGAGCGUUCAGUCCUGGUCACAUCGCAAUCGUAACGACUUCGUGCCUAGAGUUCGACAACUUCCACAGCCAGAGACCACACUUGCUGAUACGACCGCAAGUCCCGUUCCAAAUGCGAUCACAUCAAGCUCUAACAAUACACCUGGUCCAAGGGUCGCGAUGCCAGGUCACUGGCCGGCAGCUGAUAGGGAUUCGCAUGACGAGGCGGCCGGGCUUGGGCGUCCUUGGUGGUUGUUGGCCGGCGUUGGCGCGGCUGGUGGACUGGUGGCCUUGCUGGCUCGAAUUCAGACUGACAAGCAGCCACAGUAA